Colletotrichum abscissum is the source of this 3093-nucleotide messenger RNA. Its product is annotated as basic proline-rich protein. Gene Ontology annotation, biological process: hyperosmotic response; osmosensory signaling pathway via Sho1 osmosensor; fungal-type cell wall organization. The record is from RefSeq and is a predicted model, not a curated record. Gene Ontology annotation, molecular function: osmosensor activity. The transcript has a single exon. Gene Ontology annotation, cellular component: cell surface; extracellular region; site of polarized growth. The coding region runs from base 1 to 3093 and encodes 1030 amino acids. Lineage: Eukaryota; Fungi; Ascomycota; Sordariomycetes; Glomerellales; Glomerellaceae.
AUGACUGCUCUUCUGGCCGCCGCCCUCGGCCUGGCCUCUACUGCCUGCGCCGAACAGGAACGACCCAAGAUUUACUUUCCGCGUCACGUUAAACGACAGUUUGUGAAUUCGACGAGUACGAGACAAGAGACGUUCCCUCCGGCCCCCGAGAGCACCACUUUCCAGUCCACCGCAUCGGCCUCCAUCAGCUCGACAUUUGGUGACAUCCUCACCAGCCUUUCGGACUCUCUCUUUGGCUCAUCGUCGACCGUUCCCACGCCGUUGCCGACUUCCACAAUCUCCUCGGCCCCCGAAUCCGCACCCCCGACGACAAUCUCCACCACAGUCUCGACCCUCCCCGAUGGGAGAGUGACGACUGUGAUCAUUUCGAGCACCGUCAUCUUCGACCCGACAGAGACGACUGAGACGACAAGCUCCGCCGUGCCCACAUCUACUCUGCCCCCGGUUACCGUUCUGCCGACGACCAGCGAAACCUCGACAGUUUCCAGCGAAGCCGCCUCCACCUCGCAGGCUGCCGCAACCACCCAGCCCACAGCGACGACCCCCGAGACCACCACUGCCGCCGUUCAGUCGAGCGCCGCCGCGACCUCUUCCGAGGCUGUUCAAUCCUCCGCGGCCGCGACCACCGCUGUCGAGUCCGUUCAGACGUCUGCUGCUGCCAGCACCUCCGAGGCCGCUCAGUCGUCUGCUGCCGCCACCACUUCCGAGGCUGCCCAGUCUUCUGCUGCUGCGACCACCUCUGAAGCCGCUCAGUCAUCUGCGCAGGCUUCCACCACGGAGGCCGUUCAAUCCUCGGCAGCUGCCACCUCUGCCCAGGCAACCACUACCGCCGAGGCCGUCCCUAGCUCCGCUGCUCCCACCAACGUCGAGGUCACCAACUCGACCGCCGAGGCCGUUUCUUCGACGCAAGCUGCCACGAGCGCCCAGGCUGCAUCGAGCGAGGCUACCACGGCCGCAUCUUCUUCUGGUAUCCUCCUGGCUCCCACCGGCGUCGUGUCCGAGACUUCCAGCACCCAGGCUACCACCUCUGCCGAGCAAGCUCAGCGUUCUUCAGUGGCUGCGAACCCCGAGACUACCAGCGCGGUUCCCAACGUCAACGCGACCGAGCCCGUCGUUUCGUCAUCCCAGAGCUCCGUCGUCCUUCCCGUUGAGACCACCACUUCUGCCGCCGUUCAGGUGACCUCUGGUGCCUCCACUGAGACCACAUCUGCCGCCGUCUCUGAGAGCAGCAAGCCCACCAACCCGCUGGACCCCAUUGUCUCCUUCGUCUCCAGCCAGGUUGCCGUUCCCACGAACCUCACCGAGCCUAUCGCCAACGCGACGUCGUCCGAGGUCCCUGUUGCCUCGACGUCCGAUGUUGUCAUCCCAACGCCUACCGCGCUCCCGGCACCCACGGACCCGACCUCGACGAGACUUCCCAUCCCGACUGAGCCUGUUGCCAACGUCACCUCCUCCGCUGAGGCCUCUGGCGUGCCCACCACCUCGCUCCCGGCACCCACUGAGCCCGUCGCGAACGCCACGACCUCUGUUGAGAUCUCUACCGAGCCCACCAGCAGCAGCCUCCCCGUUGUGAGCAGCGAGCCCGCCGUCAACAUCACCUCCUCCACCGAGGUCCCCGUGUCUGUCUCCACGACCGCUCUGCCCGCUUCCGAUGUUGUCAACGCCACCUCGACCGAGGUCCCCGCCGGACAGACUACCACCAGCGCUCCGGUCACCAUCACUGACAGCACUGCCAUCUCUGUGCCGACGACCACGGCUACCGGCUCUGUUGAGAUCCCCGUGAACACUACCUCUACUGAGACCUUCCCGACUACCACGCAGCUUCCGACCUUGUCUCAGCUGCCUACGGCUUCCACCACCAUCAGCAACUCGACUCAGACGGACAGCUUGACUGUGGCACCCACGGUAACACCUUCCACCCUCUCGUCGACCUCCGUCGCCAACGAGACCGCCACGGCCACCAACGUCGUCCCCACUACUACUGAGUCUCUGACUACUGAGCCUGCCGCGACCACCACUCUUCCCGUGAACACCACUGUUCUCUCGGAGACCUUGAUCGAGACCACGCCUACUGUCACUGUGCCGCCGCCUACGACGACUCCCAUCAUCACGAGCAUCCCUGCCACGGCCACCAUCACUGACUCGGAGUCUUGGUUGCCCAGCACCAUCAUUGUCGAGCAGUCCACUUCGCUCAGCACGCCCACAGAGGCCCUUGCCCCGACGUCGACCAUUCCCCUGCCCUCUGACCUUCCCAAGGUUAUUAGCGGCCCGGACCCGAACGUCGCGCAGCCCAAGGACACCAUUCUCCUCCAGAUUGGUUUCCUGCACGGUGAGAACUACCAGCACGUCAGCAAGAACCCCAACGCUGCUGCUCAGAUCUUCACCUGCCUGCCCAAGGCUUUGGCCGAUGCUGCUGGUCUGGACAUUAGCCAGAUCCAGAUGACCAAGCUCGUCCCUUACGACACGUCCCAGACUCUCGGCUACAUCACCACGCUCGCCAAGUUCUACUACCCCAAGAGCAUGGUCGACACCCUGCGCAUGGACAUCAAGAUUCCCAACUCGGCCAUCUACAACAACCCCGAUCAGCUUGUCUACAAUCUCACUCAGAAUAUCAACCCUGCCAUUGAGAUCAUUCCUGGCCAGGAGGAUGACGGCACUUCCACGGGCGGAGACGGAUCGUCGUCUACCUCCACCCCCAACAACCCCAAUGACCCCUUCGGCACCGGUAACGACGGCUCCAACCAGUCUCCCAUUCAAAAAGGUACUGCCGCCGCCAUCGGUAUCGGGGCUGUGGGUGUUGCUGCUGCGUACGGUGCUGCCAUGUUCAUUAUUGCCCGCCGCUACAAGCAGAAGAAGCAGGCCCACCGCCGCGCCAGCUCCCUCACCUCAUCCGAGAUGCGCUACACUGGUGCUGGCAGCCCGCCCAUGAUGGGCGGUGCCCUGAUGAGCCAGGACUUCUCCAACUACGGAGCCGCCGGUGGCCGCGAAAGCCACGGCAGCGGUCGUACGAGGGGAAGCGGGCCCGGCAACUCCGCUAGGACGGCCUACAUCUCGGCCCCCGUUGCCGCUGAGAACUCUCUCGGCUGGAACUGA